Messenger RNA from Cydia fagiglandana, 783 nucleotides. RefSeq names its product 3-oxoacyl-[acyl-carrier-protein] reductase FabG-like. Gene Ontology annotation, molecular function: oxidoreductase activity. NCBI's taxonomy places the organism in Eukaryota, Metazoa, Arthropoda, Insecta, Lepidoptera, Tortricidae. The coding region runs from base 11 to 772 and encodes 253 amino acids. The record is from RefSeq and is a predicted model, not a curated record. The transcript has a single exon.
CAAAGGAACAAUGAGUUUCGCCGGUAAAGUGGCAAUCGUGACUGGUGCUGCCUCCGGAAUAGGAGCUGCCACAGUCAAAGCAUUAGCCAGAGAAGGUGCCAAGGUGGCCCUGGUGGAUAUGGACGAAGUAAAACUACAAGAAGUCGCCAAGCAAUGCGAACAGCAUGGCAACAAUCCUCUCAUGAUCAGAGCAGAUAUCACUCAAGACGAAGAUAUCAGAACCAUAGUGAAAAGAACGAUAGACAAUUUUGGAGAGUUAGAUGUGCUGGUCAAUAAUGCGGGGACUACCAGGCAUUCAUCUAUUAUAGACGAAAAUUUUAUGGAACAUUUCGAUGUACUUAUAAACACGAAUCUACGCUCCAUGGUCUAUUUGACACACCUCGCUGCUCCACACCUGAUCAAGACGAAGGGUAACAUCGUCAACCUUACAAGCAUAGUUGCAUUACGCGUCUUAUUAGGAAAUCUCUCGGCGUAUGCGGUUUCUAAAGCAGGUGUAGCUCACUUCACUCGCUGCGUUGCUUUGGAUCUGGCUCCACAUGGGGUGAGAGUAAAUGCCGUGGCUCCUGGAGGCACAAAGACGAACAUAAUAGAAAAUGCAGGGCUGUCAAACGUAGAGGCGACAAUGGAGGUAUGGAGGAAUAAACAUACUGUGUUGAAGAAGUUAUCGGAGCCUGAAGAGAUAGCAGAUGUAAUUCUGUUCUUAGCUAGUGAUAAGGCUAGGAGUGUUACUGGAUCGACGUAUGUGUGUGACAAUGGGGGACUGCUGACAUAAGUGUUCACAAG